Messenger RNA from Aspergillus puulaauensis, 1122 nucleotides. RefSeq names its product protein phosphatase regulator SHP1 (gene UBX1). NCBI's taxonomy places the organism in Eukaryota, Fungi, Ascomycota, Eurotiomycetes, Eurotiales, Aspergillaceae. Gene Ontology annotation, biological process: proteasome-mediated ubiquitin-dependent protein catabolic process; Golgi organization; autophagosome assembly. Gene Ontology annotation, cellular component: cytosol; nucleus. The transcript has 3 exons. The record is from RefSeq and is a predicted model, not a curated record. Gene Ontology annotation, molecular function: ubiquitin binding. Bases 1 to 1122 code for a protein of 373 amino acids.
AUGAACCCCGCCGAUCACGAUGAGGUUGUCUCGCAGUUCUGCGCUAUGACUAGGGCGCGUCCCGACGACGCGCAAGAAUAUCUAGCAACCAACGGCUGGGAUCUUGAGGCCGCAGUUACCGAGUUCUUUGCGGAGCAGGACGAGAGCGCGGGGUUAGCUGGACAACAAGGCCAGCCUGCAGCCGAAUCCUCAUCCUCCACACCUCGAGAAUCCUCCACCUCCCGCAGACAACCCCCGAAGAAAUUCGCAACGUUGGGUGACCUUACAUCUGGCACGAACGACAGCGAGGAUGACGACGACGAUGAGAACCAAGACUUCUUUGCGGGGGGUGAAAAGUCCGGGCUAGCUGUACAAAACCCCGACGACCUCAAGAAGAAAAUCAUCGAGAAGGCUAAAAAGACUCAACUGCCUGAAUCCGAUGACAACGAACCGAGACGAAGCAACUUCACGGGUUCCGCCCGCACAUUAGGUGGUGAUGAAAUGCCAAGCAGAGUGGUCGAGGCUCCGAGUGCGCCCGCUGAGCCACAAAUCCCUCGUCGCGUCCGGAGGACACUACACUUCUGGGCGGAUGGCUUUUCAGUAGACGAUGGUGACCUGUAUCGAUCUGAUGAUCCUCAAAACGCCGAGAUUCUCAAUAGCAUACGACAAGGCCGUGCCCCGCUCUCAAUUAUGAACGCACAACAUGGUCAGGAUGUGGAUGUUGAAAUAAAACAACAUGACGAGAAGUACGUUAGGCCGAAGCCGAAGUACAAGCCAUUUGCAGGCCAGGGACAGCGACUAGGAAGCCCAACCCCCGGUGUUAGGACUCCUACUCCGUCUGAACCGACGCCUGGUGCUCAAACGAGCUCUGAACCCCCCAAGCCCAAAGUGGACGAGUCCCAGCCCGCAGUCACCCUACAAAUCCGUCUCGGAGAUGGAACCCGCCUUACCUCCCGAUUCAACACCACCCACACAAUCGGCGAUGUUUAUGACUUUGUGUCUGCUGCCAGCCCCCAGAACCAGACCCGCCCAUGGGUCCUAUUGACAACAUUCCCUAGCAAGGAACUAACUGACAAGGCUGCUGUGCUAGGCGAACUGGCCGAGUUCAAGCGCGGAGGAGUGGUGGUACAAAAAUGGCAAUAG